GGAAGUCGAAGGCGAGAGGUGUCGCAAAAGGCUGCUGGUUGGCUGGCGGAGGGGGCCGUCAAGCGCGGCGGCUGAAGAGAGAACCUCGGCGUCGGUUGGGCGAUGAAAAUGGCGGCGCCGGGCCGGCCUGGGGGCGAAGGCGGUUGGGGCUGCGACGGAGGCGGCUUCGUGGGAGCCGGAGCGGCCUCCAGAGUCUGACAGCAAUUCUACAGUGCAGAUUACGAGAAAACUCCAGGAUCUACCCCAGUAGAAGAGCGGGAUAGGAAAGAGUGAAUUUGCAAGAAAACAAGAUGUCUGACACAGGGAGUAGCACAGAUGGGAAAACAGACCUGCCCAAUGGCAGCUUGUCCAGUAGCCCUGAGGAAAUGUCGGGAGCUACGGAGGGCCGUGAGACCUCAUCGGGUGUGGAGGUUGAGGCUUCGGAUCUUAGCUUGAGCCUCACUGGAGACGAAGUGGGGCCCAACCGUACGUAUACGGAGAGCUCGGCGGAAGAGAAGGACUCGGACAGCAUGGAUGACACAGGCCACUAUUCCAUCAAUGAGCUGAACCGGACCUACGACCGCUCUCAUUCGGAUGAUGAGGAAGAGGAAGAAGAGGAGGAGGAGGAGGAAGAGCCACCACAGCCACAGAUGGAGGCAGAGGCCCAGCGGUCUCGCCGGCGGGCCCAGCGCAAGCGCCCUAACCGGGACAGGGACUCCUCGGAUGACGAGAGGGCCUUGGAGGACUGGGUGGCUUCAGAGACAGCCCCGCUGCCUCGGCCCCGCUGGCGAGCCAUCCCAGCUCUGAGGGAAAGGGAGCUGGGCUGCAGCACCCGCUUUGUCUACGAGGCUUGCGGGGCCCGGGUCUUUGUGCAGCGCUUCCGGCUCCAGUAUGGCCUGGAGGGCCACACUGGCUGCGUCAACACCUUGCACUUUAACCAGCGCGGCACAAGGCUGGCCAGCGGGAGUGACGAUCUCAAGGUGGUGGUCUGGGACUGGGUGCGGAGGCGGCCGGUGCUGGAGUUUGAGAGCGGCCACAAGAGCAACGUCUUCCAGGCCAAGUUCCUCCCCAACAGCGGCGACUCAACCAUCGCCAUGUGUGCCCGCGACGGCCAAGUCCGCGUUGCUGAGCUCUCCGCCACCCAGUGCUGCAAGACCACCAAGCGGGUGGCCCAGCACAAGGGGGCAUCGCACAAGCUGGCCCUCGAGCCAGACUCUCCCUGCACUUUCCUCUCAGCUGGCGAAGACGCCGUUGUGUUCACAAUUGACUUGAGACAAGACCGGCCUGCUUCGAAGCUGGUUGUGACAAAAGAGAAGGAGAAGAAGGUGGGCCUCUACACCAUCUAUGUGAACCCAGCCAAUACGCACCAGUUUGCUGUGGGAGGCCGAGAUGAAUAUGUCAGGAUCUACGAUCAGCGGAAGAUUGACGAGAAUGAGAACAACGGUGUCCUCAAGAAGUUCUGCCCCCACCACUUGGUGAACAGCGAGUCAAAAGCCAACAUCACUUGCCUGGUCUACAGCCAUAAUGGCUCCGAGCUCCUGGCCAGCUAUAAUGAUGAAGAUAUCUAUCUCUUCAACUCAUCGCACAGUGAUGGAGCAGAGUACAUCAAGCGCUACAAGGGGCACCGUAACAACGCCACAGUGAAGGGCGUCAACUUCUAUGGCCCCAAGAGUGAGUUCGUGGUGAGCGGCAGCGACUGUGGGCACAUCUUCCUGUGGGAGAAGUCGUCCUGCCAAGUGGUGCAGUUUAUGGAGGGCGACAAAGGCGGCGUGGUCAAUUGCUUGGAGCCCCACCCACACCUCCCCAUCCUGGCGACCAGCGGCCUGGAUCACGACGUCAAGCUCUGGGCUCCAACGGCUGAGGCCCCCACCCAGCUGGCUGGCUUGAAGGAGGUGAUCAAGAAGAACAAGCGGGAGCGGGAUGAAGAUGGCCAGCACCACACGGAUAUGUAUGAGAGCCACUUGCUUUGGUUCCUGAUGCACCACUUCCGGCAGAGGCGGCACCACCGGCGCCGGAGAGACCCGGGCACCGGAGCCACGGACAGCGACUCGGACGAAUCCCCCAGCUCCUCGGACACGUCCGACGACGACGAGGAGGGUCCCGACCGGGUGCAGUGCAUGCCCUCCUGAGGGCGAGGAGUCCCAGACGAGGUGGGGGGAGAAGAGGGUACAGACUAGGAGCCGCAAUGCCCCCUCUCACUUAACCACUGUUCCCUCCUCCCUUCUGCUUUUUAUUGAACCGUCAAGGAAGGCCCUCCCCACCUCUCCCCGCACAUGUCCUUCCUGGUCAUUUCUCUCCUGGGGAAUUUUGCCUACUUGCACUUGGACAUCAGCGGAGAAGCCGGGAGCUGGUGUCUGUGUGGGGUGGGAAGAUGGGGGAGCCUUCUUUUCCUUGCGUCACCACUAGAUCGAUCUUCCCAGGAGUAGAGGAGUGCUUGGCUGCCCGUUCCCUGCGGAGCUUCUUUGGAGUGAGUUGAGUUAGCUCUCUGUUCCACCCUCCCCUUCCUUUGAAAUGUUGUCAGCCUCAAAGUUAAGGGAAGGCAUCUUGGAGGUUUUGUGCUUUUCUCUCCUCCUCAUUUUCCUCCUUCCCCUCAAGCACUGCUGCAUGCUGCACUCCGGGUGAGCAAAAAACGGACUCUUGCUUUUUUUUUUCCCCUGAAGGCAUUCAGGGUGGGGCUUUUUGUUCUCCCCUCCUGGUUCUUUUUCCCGGCUCCACUCCCUUUGGUUGGUUGUGUUUCUUUUGUUUCUUAUUCAGCAGUAAUUCUAGGCACAAAUAACUCCCCACUGCAAAUCUAGAGCCUUGCCUUUUGCAGUCUAGAACAGCCCCUGGCUGAGCUUCUUGGAGCCUCAAGUUUGUUUUCAAAGUGUGGAAUGCGAAUGCGGGUGGUUGUGCUCUGCUCUUCCGCUGCAGUGGAACCUGGAUGCCUGGCUUUUUUUUGGGGGGGGGGGGGGGAGGCGCCCCAAGGAUCCCGCCCUCGAUCUAGAAGGUUCUGUGCCCCUGUCCCCUCUUUCUUCCUUUUCAAAAUUAUCUAUUGUUUUUGAAACAAAAGUUCUCCCCUAUUGCUGUUUAGAGGCCUAAUUUUAUAUGUAUUAAACCGGACAAGAACCAAAUUAAACUUGGAUGUUAUCCAGUUAAAAUUAUUGUAAAAGUUUAAAUAUAUAUAUAUAUAUAUAUAUAAAUAUAUAUAUUAUAUAAAUGCAAUAAAUAAAUUGAGAGACA
Messenger RNA from Anolis carolinensis (green anole), 3198 nucleotides. RefSeq names its product DDB1 and CUL4 associated factor 8 (gene dcaf8). Gene Ontology annotation, molecular function: protein binding. Bases 291 to 2108 code for a protein of 605 amino acids. NCBI's taxonomy places the organism in Eukaryota, Metazoa, Chordata, Lepidosauria, Squamata, Anolidae. The record is from RefSeq and is a predicted model, not a curated record. Gene Ontology annotation, cellular component: Cul4-RING E3 ubiquitin ligase complex; cytoplasm. The transcript has 14 exons.